This is a messenger RNA of Aegilops tauschii subsp. strangulata, 1227 nucleotides long. Lineage: Eukaryota; Viridiplantae; Streptophyta; Magnoliopsida; Poales; Poaceae. The record is from RefSeq and is a predicted model, not a curated record.
AUGGCCCAAAAGAGCUUUACUGUGGCCUCUUCGCCCGACGUCGGCGAGGUGGCCGCCGAGGAAGUUGACGACGAUGACUGGACCUGGAUUGAGCCUUUCAAUCAGCGGGCUAGACUAUACUGGCAUGUCACGGACACCGGCUACGACAUCGAGGUCGUCGACACCGACGGCUUGAUGCAGGUUAUGUCACAGGAGAGGAUCCAAAAUCUGAACUACAUCUACAACUGCAAUGACGUCGAGGCUCUAUGGAUGCUUAGAAUGAAAAGAGCACCAUUUGCCAGGCUUGUCGAGACCUUCAGGAGCAGGGGCCUGUUACAAGAUUGCAUCAACACCAGUGUCGAAGAGCAAGUGGCCAUGUUCCUCCAUGUUGUUGGCCAUAACCAGAGGUUCAGGGUCAUUCACAACACGUUCAGGAGGUCAAUGGAGACCAUCUCUAGGUACUUCAAGCAGGUGCUUUUUGCUGUUGGGGAGCUUAGUGGAGAGAUGAUCAGGAGACCAUCUGGUCAGACUCCACCAAAGAUUCGCGGAAGCCCAAGAUGGUAUCCAUACUUCAAGGACUGCAUUGGGGCAAUAGAUGGUACUCAUGUCACUGCCAGAGUUCCUAGGUCACAGUCUGCAGCAUACAGGGGGAGGAAGCACUACACAAGCCAGAAUGUGCUUGCUGUUGUUGACUUUGAUCUCAGGUUCACAUAUGUGCUGGCUGGCUGGGAGGGGUCAGCGCAUGAUGCAAACAUUCUCACUGACAGCAUGAGUCGACCUGAUGGGAUCAACAUCCCCGACGGCAAGUUCUACCUUGGAGAUGCUGGCUAUGCAUGUCGGCCGAGUGUUCUUCCACCCUUCAGGAAAACCAGGUACCAUCUCAACGAGUUCUCUGGUAGGAACUUUCCUAGGACUCCACAGGAGCUGCUUAAUCUCAGACACUCCAGCCUUAGAGUAACUGUUGAGAGGGCAUUUGGAGCUCUGAAGAAUAGGUUUAAAAUCCUGGAUCAGAAGCCAUUCCACCCAUACCCCAUGCAAGUUAAGCUAGUUUUUGCUUGUUGCAUUCUGCAUAACUGGAUCCUCCAGUGGGGCUUCGAUGAACACGUGCCUGAGGAGGAAGAGGUCGAGCCUGACGAUGUUGUUAGCUCUGACCAUGGUGUGGAGGCAUUUGACAAUGACGGUUGGAAGAACAAAAGGUUGGAGUGGGCAGAGGCAAUGUGGCUUAACAGAGGUCAGUGCAGGAUUUGA